AAUAACUGUUCUUUUGAAGGAUCAACUUGUAUUGUAUGAAUAUUUGCUGACUUUCAAAGAAGUAAUUGAAAUCGCAAAAGUUCCAGUAUGGUAAAGAAUUAAAUAAUGCUUAAUGCUAACGUGCCGCAGAUCCUGUCGUGUUUUGAAAUUGUUAUGUCCCUGUGGAAUGGGAUCUUCAAACUCCAGUCUUAAGUUUUCAAAGUCCGAAGUAUUUCGUGAAGGAAGAGGAGAUCUUGCUUCUCAAGCGAGUAAGGUAAGUAAAUCUUUCGAACUGGUGAACUUAUAUGAAAUGAUUGUGAACAUUCCAACAGUUACUUCAGGAAUUUUGGCUACAACCUCAUUAAAAUUGUUCCCAGAUUGAAUAAAUGACAGCUUCACAGUGAAGACAGCUGAUGACAGUGAAGACAAUCGAACUGUUUUGUUUGAAAACAGAUAGCUCGUUUGAACUCCUAAGUAACUCGUAUUGAGGUGAUUCCCAUGUUUCGAAAAAUAGAGGUUGAACUCUAGAUUUAAUCAUAGCAAAGUGAUUCUCAAUGAUUCAUGAUAAGUAAGUAAGUUAGGUGUAGUGCUCAUUUUUAGAUUACAUAGAAGAAGUAGAUUAGAGGCUGAUAAUAUUCAAAAUUCAUGCCCACGCCAGAUCAUGCAACCCUAAACCUUUCACUGUGCAUGGUUGAAUUAUUUGUCUUUAAUCAUUGCAUCAGUAAUUAAAAUAAUGAAAAUUGGAUUUCAAAUUUCAGAGGAUGGUCACACCUGUUACCAUGUUCAUGGUGGGUGAUGUUAUGUUGGGGAGAGGGAUUGAUAUGAUCUUAGAACACUCCAACAACCCCAUACUCUAUGAGAGUAAUGGGCUGGAUGCAAGGGACUAUGUCAGUUUAGCUGAAAGACAGACAGGACCAUUACCUGAUAAGAGUGAGCGAUCUCUUGACUAUGUGUGGGGAGAUGCAAUACAAAUACUUAAGGAGAAGAAGCCAGACUUGAGGAUUAUCAACUUGGAAACUUCAGUGACUACAAGUGACACUCAGUGGCCUUUGAAAGGAAUCCAUUAUCGUAUGCACCCUGGGAAUGUAAAUGUUAUUCAGUCAGCAAAUAUUGACUGUUGUGUUCUGGCAAAUAAUCAUAUCGCAGACUGGGGAUUUCCUGGUCUUGUAGAAACUAUGAAUACCCUAGAUAACAGCGGCAUUAAAUUUGCUGGAGCUGGGCAAAAUUCUUUGGAAGCAAAAGCUCCAGCUGUUUUUCAUAUCAGUAAUAAGGGUGUAAGAGUGUUGGUCUUCGCUGCUGGGCACUCCUCAAGUGGAAUCCCUGACUCGUGGCAGGCAAGGAAAGACAAGGAAGGAGUUAACAUCGUUGACUUCUAUCAAGCUAGCAAGUCAGUAAAUGAGCUAAAAAAUCUAAUUGAAAACCACAAACAGGAUGGUGACAUUAUUGUGUUGUCAAUUCAUUGGGGAGGAAACUGGGGUUGGAAUGUUGAGUCUUCCUUUGUAAAGUUUGCACACAAAGCAAUUGAUGAGGCGGGUGUGCACAUCAUUCAGGGCCAUUCAUCGCAUCAUGUCAAAGGCAUUGAGGUUCACAAUGGAAGACUUAUUAUUUAUGGUUGUGGUGACUUUUUGAAUGACUAUGAGGGAAUCACAGGUCAUGAAGGAUAUCGCGGUGAUCUUGCUUUGAUGUACUUUGCUGAUGUAAGUCCAGACACAGGCAUGUUGGCUGGUCUCAGAAUGGUACCAACUCAGAUAAAACAUUUGCGAGUUAACAAGGCCAAAGAAGAGGGUGUGAAGUGGCUUGUGAAAACAAUGUCAAGGGAAUGCAAGAAAUUUGGCUGUGAUGUGAGAAGAGUUGAUGAUGAGAUUCAUUUGGUGUUCUGA
This is a messenger RNA of Pocillopora meandrina, 1859 nucleotides long. The record is from the annotation of a GenBank genome assembly. NCBI's taxonomy places the organism in Eukaryota, Metazoa, Cnidaria, Anthozoa, Scleractinia, Pocilloporidae.